Teleopsis dalmanni is the source of this 6008-nucleotide messenger RNA. RefSeq lists its product as uncharacterized. The transcript is spliced from 5 exons. NCBI's taxonomy places the organism in Eukaryota, Metazoa, Arthropoda, Insecta, Diptera, Diopsidae. Gene Ontology annotation, cellular component: cytoplasm. The record is from RefSeq and is a predicted model, not a curated record. Gene Ontology annotation, biological process: regulation of GTPase activity; signal transduction. The coding region runs from base 118 to 5703 and encodes 1861 amino acids.
AAAAGAGAAAAACCAGAGAAAAAAAAUAUAUACACAUAUAUGACAAAACCAAAAAAAAAAAAAUUUCGAAUACAUUGAAGUAAAUGCGUUUUAUUGUAUCUUUAAGAUAAAAGUAAAAUGCCUAAGCGACAGCAAAAAGAAUGUCUUGAAGUGAGUAGCGAACGAGAAAAUUUCAAGAAUUCCAGUCAUAACAACCACCAACACAACACCAAUAGCUAUAAUACUAACAACCACAACAACAACUACAACUACAACGAGAAUGACAACAACAAUGCCAAUAAAAGCAAUAAUAUCAAGAAUAAAAAUAACAACAACAACAACAACAAAUGUAACCAAAAAAUUGAUCGCUCUAUGGUCGAACGCUUUCAUAACACAAGCGAGUCAUUUAAUAACGAGUGCCGUGCUGAUCGUGUCACAUGUGACGCUUCUAAGAGAAUCCAAGCGGGAAAGAACACAUUUGUGCGCGAUAUUAAUUACAUAAAAACGCCCAAUGCGGAGCACGAAUACGAAAAUUUAAAAUUUGAUUUGAAUUUAAGUAAAUCGCUACUUCUGCAAAAAUUUUUCCACAGCACCGAGAAGAAUUGUGCAAUAUAUGAGAAUUUGUGCAGGGGUUGCGGUUACGGGGUAUUCGAAGCGCGCGGAAAUCUGUGUUUCUUUUGCGAAUGCAUAGUGCAUGGUGUGCAAGUGCGAAAAGCAAGCACAGUAACGGAAAUCCCAGACGACACCAGUGCGAAUAUAUAUGAGAACAUAUGCGAUAAAUGCGGUUCGGUUUACAGUGACGACGAAUGCAUUUGCUGCAGUGUGAGUGACGUGCCCAUAGCAUAUGAGAGUUGGAAUAAUUGUAACGAAACCAAAGACGCAACAAGUAGUAGUGAUAAGACAAUAGAUAGUGCUGUAAACAGUGAUAAAAGUAACCAAACUAAAGAUACUAAAUUAGGUAAAUCGAAAUCGUUCAAUAAACGUGACAAACUAAGUCUAUUUCACGGUUUUAUCGGUUCAUUAAAGCGUGCAAGAACUGCUGUAACACAACCCAAUGAGACAACAGCGGUGGUGAAUACGCGUAAACGUUUAGAAAUCGUACAUAAUGUCGAUGGUUAUGAGAACGUCUUUCGCACGCAAGAGACAUUUGAUCUACAACGUAUUUGCCAAUUAAAACGUAAUAAACAAACGAGUACAAGUGAUCAACAUAUAUAUGGUAGGCUGAAAAGUACACCAGAGACACCAGAGGAGGAUGUGGUGAAUAGUGAAAAAGUAUUACCAAUACAGUUAUCACAAUCACAUGAUCAAUUGCUGCAAACAGCCAACACCGCAACAACAACAACAGUUAAUUCAAUACCAACAGCAGCGUCAAGUGUAAAUAGUUUGGAUGCAAGCGUAAAACAAAAAUUAAAAAAUUGUAAAAAAUACGGAAGAUUUGUGAAGCGACCGCGUAUAUCCAAACCGCGUCUCUUACGCACAACUUCCCAAAGUACCGAGAGUAGUACAAAUACACUGAAUAACAGUAGCGCUAACAGUCAGAAUAAUACGAGUUCAAUUGGGCGCAAUAAAACAGAAAAAUAUUCGCUUUAUUUAAGCGAGAGCGUUUGCAAUUGGAUGACAUCACUGCGACGUGAAAUACACAAUUAUCAUUGUUUGGGUACAACGCUCGAUGAUAACAUUGGCCAUUGCACACCGAAAAGUAUACCCGCGAAGAAUACACUGAUUUAUUACACAAACGGUGGUUCCGGUGUAAACGACGACCACGACUACGACGACUACGACUACGACUACGACGGUAUACGCAACAACGGCGCCAAACAUUGUUUUAAUCAGGCAAUUAGCGAGAAUAAUUUAGUGACUAAUUGUCAAAAUAUUGACAACGAUAAGUUAGAGAAAUUCUAUAAUAGUGACGUAUUUACUAGUUAUAGUGACGACCACGACGAGUAUUGUGACAACAACGCUAACGAUAAAUAUCAUUUAAGCAAUGAUGAAAUUGCAACACUGAGAAGACAAAAUUAUACUUAUUUAUUUGAAGGAGAAGAAGAAGAAGAAGAAGAAUAUAGGGAAGUGAACGUAAGACAACAAGAAUUCUACCAGAGAUCACCUGUUGCUCAAAUGGUACAUGAAUUUAAAUGUAAUUUAUUGGCAAGACAAAUGCAGCAGCAACAACAGCAACAACAACAACAAACACACCAACAACAACAACAGCGUAGAUAUGCCGCUGUUGGUGGUGGUGAACAAACAAAAACAAGGCAGCAGCGUGCAAAACGACAAGCAAUUUACCUGAAAACUGAUGAUUUACUUAAUGUAAACAAUACCAACAACAACAAUAACAAUAGCAACAACAACGAUAGUGUUACUCUUAAUAGCAAUAACAACAAUAAUAGCAUAAAUAACCAUAACAAUAACAAUGAAUAUCGUAAAAUAGCAAACAACAACAACGCAAAUACUCAAAAUAAAUGUAAAAAUAUACAAAAACAAAAAGACAACAACAACGAUGCUAACACUAAUUAUCUAAAUCAACAAAUGAGCAAUAUUAAAACAACAACACCAGCAACACCAGUAGCAGAAAUUGCUCAACUCAGUACAGCCUCAGUUAGCCCAAAAAUAGCAGAAUUUGCAAACACUCAGCUACACACAGUUGGCGCUGAGCAAGGUUUUACCAGUCGUCGUGCAGCACGUCAAGCAAUAACAACGUCUGAUAGGCGUUGCGGUAUAUACGAGCGCGAUUCGGAUUUCGUAAACGAUAUCUUGUGUGCUUUCGAUACGUUUUUGCAACGCGAAACAACAGUUGAAGCCGUUGAAGAAGAAUCUCAAAAUAAAUGUGAGAAAUCAAAAUCUCAGGAAGUGAAUAAUAAAAUCGGUAGCGUUUAUGGAAGUGAGUGUGUGGAACGGUGCGAUAUCGCCAAUGCAAUAAAUGAAUGUACAUUAAAAAAUUUGAAUGAUUUAGUGCCAAAAUUUAAAAAUUCCACAAUCCUUGCGAGUACUGAUCGUAGUAGUAGUGUUGUGUCUUCAAACAGUUGGUCAUUUGGUGCUACAUUAGCCAUAGAUGCACAUAUUUUUAAUUAUAUAACGCUACUUAGCCAGCUGGCGUUAUCGGCCAGUUUAAAUAGAAUUGUAAUUUUUCAUGAUAAGCCAUUGCGAGAAUUUUUAUAUUGUAUUACCCAAGUGUCGCCAUAUCGUGUGAAGUGUGCACAAUAUUCGAUCGUACGUUUGCGGCGCUGGUAUAAACGUUUUCACACUUAUACUUGUCAACAGAUAGUCCAGAAAGAUAAUUUGGCGCCCUUAGAAGAAACUAAAACGCCAUCAAUAACAAGAAUAGCAGCCACAACAACUACAACAACAACAACAACAACAGUUGUUAAGUGUAUUUUAGUGUCGAAAGCAAUAAGUCGGGACGACGGAAAUGUUCAGACAGACGUGACGGCUGCUAAUGUUUCCGCUACUGAACAAAUUAUAGACCAAAAUUCAAUUAAUGACACAGUAAAUGUGGCAAGCGCUGAGAAGAAUGUGCCAAACAGUGUUGACAACUGUGUUGAGUUGAAAGAGUCAGAGAGUGUUGAAGAAAGUUGUAAGACACUUGAAAAAAAGAGGACUUUAAGUAGUGCAAGUGUUAAAGAAAAUGCAAUUAUAAGUGAAGUUGAUAAAAGCCAUAUUGAAAAUAGAGAAGAAGAACAAAUACUUGUAGAGAAAACUAGCACAAAUUCAAAUACAAAUGAUAUAGUAACAGCAAGUGAAUUAGUUUCUUCUAAAAGUUUUACCAAACCACAAGUGCCUGCCAGAGAUCCAAAAACAGUCUUAACCAAUACAACAAGUAUAAAUAUAAUACCACCACGUCCACCACCACGCGAACUUCUUAAUAAUACUCAAGUCACAGAAGCGCAGUGUGUGACAACACCUACGUCUAAUUCUACUACUACCCCCAACAUUAAUAACUCCAUAAGCGUUGAUAUGACUGUGCCUGCUGCAAAUACUAAUAAUCCCACACAUAAUCCCAUUACUGGUAAUGCCAAAAAUAUGACAAAUAAAAAUGAAGGUGAUGAUGAUGAUGGCAUCUAUCAACCAAUUUGGAAGUUUAAAACUGUUGGGGAAGCCCAAGAACGUUAUAAUGAUGCAGACAUAGACGCAGAUGCGCGUGAUUCAUCCGUUAUGCCAGCCAUUUUAAUCUCAGAAAAUGUGGACGAUCAUGGUGAAUGGGAGACGGACGAUGAAUUCAUGUUUAGCACACAUAUCAAUAAUAAUUCCACAGCGGAUGGUUGCAGCUUAAAUGAUGGCACUAUACGUUCAACGUAUAGCAGCAACAGCACAGCUACUGGCAGCACCGUUACCGGUUUUGGCAGCAGCACAGCAACUUUGGCAUCAACAAUUAGCGCCAGUUUAACGCACCAUCUCUUUAGAAAUAUUGGCAUUUUUUAUAGUCUUACCGAACCAAAGCUACGUGCAAUUAUUUUCGAUUACGAUCGCAUAAAUUCAUCGUUUUACUUUGCCAAACAUUUUGAACAGACGCAAAAGACUAACACCACACCGUUGUCGUCAUCGUCGUCAUCGCCGUCAUCGUCGUCGUCGCCACCGUACGUUGACAUUGCUGAUGACAGUGGCAUAGGGAAAUCACCGCCAAAGUCUGUACGCUCACCCAUGCCACCGCCACGUACCACUAGUGUUACAAAGUCCCUGUCAACGGCAAGUGAAAGUGUUGUUAUACGCAAAGCUCCACCAGUGCCAAUAGUCAACGAUAAUAAAGUAUUAAUAAAGCCUUCGCUGCCAGAUUCCGUGCAGGCAUGGAAAUUUCUACUCUUGGAUGUGAACUAUUUGGAAGAUGAAGAAGAUAUGAUUGUUUCCGAAAGUGAAAUUUUACGUGCCCAAGAAAUUAAAGAUGACCUCGACACCCGCCAAACACAACAACUGAGUAUUUUACAACGAUUCAAAAGUGCUUCCAUUGGAAACUUAGUGGACUUGCCAAAUGAAGAUGAUAAGAAGUCCAUUGCGGAGCGUAUGCGCAAUAAAUUGCAACGCGGCGUGUUUAAAUUAAACAUGCGUUCACCAAAGAGCGAGAAAAAAAGUCGUGGAAUUUUUCGGCGCGCUGAAGCUACUAGUCUUUACCUGGAGGAUGGUAUGAAGCCGAAAUAUCCAAUAUUCGGUGCACCUUUAGAACAAUUGGAAUUGAACUUAACCACAUAUCCAAAUGUACCUCUCUUUGUAGUAGAUUGUGUUGAGUUUAUAGAACGAAAAGACUGUAUACUACAGGAUGGUUUAUAUCGUGCUUCCGGCAAUAAAGUUUCUGUCGAUGAACUCAAACAAAAACUAUCCGAAAGUUAUAUAUAUGAUCCUAAAUUGUUGGUCACAGAUGAUAUACAUACACUGACGAGUUUGCUAAAGCAAUUCUUUAGAGAAUUGGGUGCACCAUUAAUACCACAAGAGUCUUACGAACGUUUUGGACGUAAUUUAAGUGAUCCAGCGGGCAUACAAAGUUUACGUGACGCACUGGAUGAUAUGCGUGAACCAAAUCGUUCCACAUUAAAAUUUCUCAUCAAACAUCUAACAAACGUUGCUGCCUGCAGUUCACAGAAUCGUAUGCCUGCAUCAAAUCUGGCCAUUGUCUGGGGUCCUUGCAUAUUAUCCGCCAAUCAAAUUGAAUUCGACAUCGGUCGCAUGAAUACACUGGCAAAAGUAUUGAUCGAAAAUUAUGAACAUAUUUUCAAUGAAAAUGAACGUUUAGUUUGUUGAGUUACCGGCGUUAAAAAGGCGUAUUCCAAAUUAGGUGCUAAGUCCUCCAAAUAUUGCACUUCCUAGCACUUCAUCAACUACUCAUUUAGAUCAUCACAAUUAUUAAUUUUAAGUUCAUAUUUACAAUUAAUUAGAAUUUAAUAUUAAUUUAGGAAUUUUAUGCAAAAAUACUUACCAAAAAGACAUUAGCUAUUUGGCGGUAGUUAAGUAAGUCAACUGAUAUUCGUUUUCGUUUUAGGGUUAAGUAUCUGCUUUUUGUUUCUUAAACUGAAAAUAUUCCAAAAAAUCACUUAUAAAUGUUAUGU